GACGUUUCUUUUUGACAAUCAUCAUUGUCAAAAAAGAUUAAAACAUUCCUUGUGUUUUUUAAUUGUACGCGUAAUUGUUAAUUAAAUCUAUUUUUCGUGUAAUUUGGUGCUGUAAUCUUGCGUAUAAAUAUGAUGGACUGUGUGGAAGAAACCAACCAUGAUCCCCUAUCUGCCCCUCCAGCAUCGGCUCCAGCUAUUGUGGAUCCUAAAAUGGAGAAAAAGAAACCCAGUGAGAAUGUAUGCCUGGCUGACAAUAGUCUGUUGGUAGAUAUAUCAGAUGCUCUCAGUGAGAAGGAGAAAGUAAAGUUCACGGUGCACACAAAGACAACAUUGCCAGAGUUCCAAAAGUCAGAGUUCAUUGUGGUACGUCAGCAUGAGGAGUUUGUGUGGCUCCAUGAUAGAUAUGAAGAGAAUGAGGAGUAUGCUGGAUAUAUUAUACCACCAGCACCUCCGCGUCCAGAUUUCGACGCGUCGCGGGAGAAACUUCAACGCUUGGGAGAGGGGGAAGGUGCGCUAACACGGGAAGAGUUUCUCAAGAUGAAGGAAGAGUUGGAAGAUGAAUACCUAGCAACAUUCAAAAAGACGGUGGCUAUGCAUGAAGUGUUCCUGCAACGUUUGGCUGCGCAUCCGGUAUUUAGAAACGACGCACAUCUGCGCGUGUUCCUCGAGUACGAGCAUGACCUGUGCGCAAAGCCACGCGGCAAGAUGGACGUCAUUGGCGGACUGAUGCGUUCAAUGACGACAACAACCGAUGAGAUAUAUCUCGGCGCUACAGUGCGGGACGUGAACGACUUCUUCGAGCAGGAGACCGCAUUCCUGCAGGAGUACUACUCCCAUCUCAAGGAGGCGGUCGCUAAAGUCGACAGGAUGACGUCGAAGCAUAAGGAGGUAGCAGACGCCCACAUAAAGCUGUCAUCAUGCAUCACCCAGCUGGCCACCAGGGAACAACCGCCCAUGGAGAGGUUCCUCACAAGAGCCUCGGAGACUUUCGACAAGUGCAGAAAAAUCGAAGGUCGCAUGGCCAGCGACCAGGAUCUGAAGUUGGCGGACACGCUGCGUUAUUACAUGAGAGACACACACGCCGCCAAAGCUGUGCUCGUCAGAAGACUUAGGUGUCUAGCCGCAUACGAAGCUGCCAACCGAAAUCUUGAGAAAGCUAGAGCCAAGAAUAAGGAUGUUCAUGCUGCGGAACAAGCUCAAGCAGACGCGUGCGCUAAAUUCGAACAGCUGUCGGCGCGCGCUAGAGAAGAGCUUAUCGACUUCAGAGCGCGCCGGGUCGCAGCAUUCAGGAAGAGUUUAAUCGAGCUGGCGGAACUUGAAAUUAAACACGCAAAAGCCCAGCAGGAGUUGUUCAGAAAGUCUCUACAGGUUCUCAGGGAAUGUCAGUAAGCAUAUACCUUGUUAAAGAUAAAUUGGCAACCAACAAUGUCGUUUAAGCUGCGAUAUAGGUAUCGGUAUAUAACUAAACGCUGACGCGAAUUGCGGAAGUAAAUGUUCACGAUUUUGGGGCUGCAGAAUGUCAUUGGAUGCGGUGCUGUUAUUACGUAUACUACAUAUUGUGUUUGGUAGAUUUAUUUCAGUUAUGCAGUGCUACCAAAUGAAGACUAUAAAUAAUGCGCGCGCGCAAACAUUUGCAACUUCCACUUUUAGUCAAGCGCUCAAGUCUUGUUCCCAUACCUAUCAAUAUCUGACAUUUUCUACUACACAUUCGAAACAAGAGAGUUUAUGUUGCAAUAUUGAAUCGAGUACAUAUAGUAAUCAAUUCCUUAAUUUUUCUUUUUACACGAAAAUUCAUAUAUUUGUAAUAUUGUUUUUUUUUUUUUUUACGUCAAUAAUCUCCAACUUUUUGCCUGGAAAAGUAGCUGUUAUUCUAGUAUGGAAAAUAUACACAACCUAGCUGGAAUGAAAGGUAUAUUGGAUUACUAGACAUGAGUAUAUUGGAAUAAUAUAAUGCUGUAUCGGUGCUAGCUCGUGGUCGACCGGUGCAGGUCUCCAGCGAUCUAUUUAAUCUAACGAGGCGCCAAAAAAGGCAACAUUGUUUUAGCUAUAUAGAAAAGUUUAUUUGUCGAAAAUUCAUUUCAAGUUAACUUUACACCCAUCCACGAAGCAUGAUGAAUUGCAUUCACUUUCUACUAUCAACCACGACAUAGCACCUAAAGACUGGUGUAGUUUAAUCUUACUGCCAAAAAGUUGGUUAAUAAAUAAUAUACCGAUGUAUUCCAACGUUUUUAACGUUAAAUAUAGUUUUAUUAUAUGUUUGAAAGUUGAGUUUGUAUUAUUUUACACUAUAAAAUAUGUCUGCGACAUAGCAUGGUGUUCAGACUGGCUCGAAAAUGAAAAAUGGUUUUAAUUGUAAUAUUUUUGUCGGAAGUAGGUAAUACAUCGCUAUGAGAUCUUCGGAACUGUUUUUUUUUUUAUUAUUAUGAGUAAUAUUAUCUAUGUAAAUGUAUUACAAUAAUAGGGUAAAUAUUUUUUUAUUUUUUUUAUUUUUAAAAUAAGUAAUACGGAAAAAUAAAAACAAAUUUGUACAUAUCCGGUAUCCCUGGAUGAUAAAUAAAUAAAGUAUUCCACUAUUAUUGAAAUACAUACCUACUCAAUUUAUAUUAUAUUAUAAUAGACUACAUAACUAUGUAAUGUGUAUGUAAUAUAGAACAGUUUCUAUGUACUGAAUUGUUAUGUAAGUAACUAUGGUCUCUUAAAUUUUAUGCAGGUAUGAAUAUAGGUCAUGAUACUCGUGACCAUAAAGUAAGAUAAGUGCUGUAUGUCUAGUAAAUAUGUAAGGUAUUUAGAUAAUGUUAUACUCUAUGUUUAUGGCUAGAAAUGUUAUUUUGAAAAAUUAUCGUAAAUAUCGAGGUUUUUAUGAAUGAUUAUGAUUUAUUAAAUCUUUGGGGCAAGGUAAAAUAAAUGUUUCAGUUGGGGUAAAUCGUAAAUAUUACAGUAAAAGCUUUUUUGACGUGCUGAGACAUCACUUGUUAUUUAUGGUAGUAGUUGAUAUCUUUUUUUUUACUGAAAAGAUACUACGGUUUAUAAUAACUAUCCAGCAUAGAAAAAUCACUGAGGAUUGAUUAUUAAACAAAAAGGCUAAAAUAAAAAAAAGAGUUUUAAUUAAUGAUUACUUCUUUGUUUGUCAACAUUUUUAUCAGUGGUUAAUUAAUUCUAGUGUUACAUAUUUCUGUCAUUAUUACAUUAUUUUAAGCGUCAAAGUGAGAAAACAAAUGUUUAAAACUGAUUAAAAGCGUCAAUAAUUAUAAACCUAUAAGAAAAGGUGCGUAUUUUGCCGACCAAGUGUUACAAUUUUAGUUAAUUAUGCGUUUUGAAUGUAUGUUUUUAAAUAUUAUUUACUUUAUUACUUUUUAUAAUAAAACAUAAUUUAGUUGCUUGGUGUAAUGUGGUACUAUAAAAAAGAUUUAAGAUAGCUAAGGUUCUAUCAAUUUAUUCACAUAUAUGUCACGGAAUAUUUUAUAGCUUAUUACUGGUUGUAUCUUAAUGUUUGGGGUAAUUUCUUGCUGAGCGGUAUUAUGUUAAAGUUAAAGAAAUUAUUAUACUUAUAAAAAUAUUAAAAAAUCAAUACACAAAACACAUGUACCCAUGGGGUAAUUCAGUUACCCAGGAAUAUUCUUAAUCGUUUGCCAAGAGUUCAUGCCCUCCAGGUAAUUGGUAACUCCAAGUCGCUGGGUAAGAUCCCAAGCUCACAAGUCAAAUGUUAGUAUAUAAAUUUCUUAGCACUCGUUUUGGCUACGCAAGAACUAAAUUUUAUUACCAAAGUGAGCGUAAUGUAUAGAGCGUAGUGUAAGAAAUGUUAUUUUUAUUUAAGGAAAUAUAUAGUUAUCUGUAUA
Manduca sexta (tobacco hornworm) is the source of this 3836-nucleotide messenger RNA. RefSeq names its product sorting nexin-32 (gene Snx6). Gene Ontology annotation, molecular function: phosphatidylinositol binding. The record is from RefSeq and is a predicted model, not a curated record. NCBI's taxonomy places the organism in Eukaryota, Metazoa, Arthropoda, Insecta, Lepidoptera, Sphingidae. The transcript has 11 exons. Gene Ontology annotation, biological process: phagosome-lysosome fusion involved in apoptotic cell clearance. Bases 130 to 1389 code for a protein of 419 amino acids.